AUUCUUGGGGCAUGGCUUCAAUGAUCACAGCAGCGGAUGAGCUCCAGAGGCGGAACAGAGCUCGUGAGAUCAAGCAAAAGAGCAACAAGCGCAAUCCAGGAACGGAUGACGACGCUAACAAAGGAGAUGAUGCUUGUGCAAUCUGUGACAAUGGUGGUUUUGUAACUUGCUGUGAUGGUGGUUGUCAAAGGUCUUUCCAUCUAGACGAACAAGAAAGUGAAGAUUCAAAGUGCAGAUUGGCCCUUGGGGUAACUAAAGAACAGGCAAAGAUGAUAAAUGAGAAGAAGGAAAAGUUUAUAUGCAAGAACUGCAAGUAUAAGCAACAUCAGUGUUUUGUUUGUGGAUUGCUGGGAUCUUCAGACUUGUCAUCAAAAGCCAAGGUAUUCCAAUGUGAGUACGACGAUUGUAGGCACUUUUACCAUCCUAAGUGUGUCGCUGGACUGCUCUACCCUGAUAGCGAAGAGGCCACACUUUUUGAGCAACAAGUGGCUGCCGGACUGGGAUUCUCGUGUCCUAUGCAUGAAUGUAUUGUGUGUAAGGGAGGAGAGAAUAAGGAUGACAUGAACAUGCAAUUUGCAGUAUGCAGACGCUGCCCAACUACAUACCACCGAAAGUGCUUGCCAAGUGAUAUCAUCUUCAAAACGAGGAAACGUCCCAACGGUUCGAUGCAAAGGGCGUGGGAUGACAUUCUUCCUGAUCGAAUUUUGAUCUACUGCACGAAGCAUGAGAUCAUAAGGAAACUAGGAACUCCCAAGAGAAACCAUAUCAUCUUUCCUGAUGUCAAAAAACUCCGUGUGCCGAAAACGCUUGAAGGUGCAUCAAUGGAACAGGAUAUACUUGAGGAAGAAGAGCUGCUCAACCACCCCCCGUUUGAGCAAUCUCAGUCUCCUUCACCGGCUGCAACUGAUCAGAAUCAGUGCUCCUGUUCUACUCCCAUCGACUCAUUUGCUCCAAGUUCCUUGUUCAUGCAUCCACAUCUAGGCUCCUGUGGUUGGCUUGGUGACUGACCACACAGCCUCUCUGCCAUAUGUGGAUAAAAAC
Messenger RNA from Phragmites australis (common reed), 1041 nucleotides. RefSeq names its product protein ENHANCED DOWNY MILDEW 2-like. The coding region runs from base 12 to 1007 and encodes 331 amino acids. NCBI's taxonomy places the organism in Eukaryota, Viridiplantae, Streptophyta, Magnoliopsida, Poales, Poaceae. The transcript has 7 exons. The record is from RefSeq and is a predicted model, not a curated record.